UUUUGCUUUUCCGAUUUUUUUCUUCAUGGCUGACAGAAAAAACGUGGAUUUCAAUGGAAUCCAUUAUGGAGUCCAUUCCGAUAAAGGAAGAUUUCGAUUGACACCCACCGCUAUCGGUUGGAAAGCUAGUGAUAAAUCUCAAGUGGUAGUUGCCGCGGACGAUCUGAAGAAGCUCUCCUGGAUCCGAGUAGCAAGAGGUUAUGGACUGCGCAUCGUGCUCAAGGACAAUACCAUCAUGAAGUUUGAUGGUUUUGAAUCCGAGUUUUUCGAGGACUUGAGCAAGGCCGUUAAGCAGUUCUACAGUUUACAGCUGGAAGCCAAGGAACUCAGUGUCAAAGGGUGGAACUGGGGUAGAACCGAUUUUCAGGGUUCCAAUCUCAUCUUCAAUGUCACCAAUCGGCCCAUGUUUGAGUUGCCUUUAGCACAAGCUAUUGGUGCCAACAAAGCCGGUAAAAACGAAGUGUCGAUCAACUUUGUCGAUCCUGGCCAGCCUCCGCCAGAAGGGGUUAAUCCCAAAGACGUCGAUGAACUCAUGGACGUCAGUUUCUACAUUCCUGGUACAGUCGCCAAGGAAUCCGACACCAAGUCUGACGAAGAGGAACCAGAAGAAGAAGAAGAAGUUAACGCAGACAUCGUCUUUUACGAAACGGUGAAAUCGAAGCUCGAAUUGAGCCAAAUGACCACCGAGAACAUUGUCCAAUUCCAGGAAGUUCUUUGUUUGACCCCUCGUGGUCGUUACAACAUCGAUAUGUAUCAAGAUUUCCUCCGUCUUCGCGGCAAAACUUACGAUUACAAGAUUCUGUACUCUAAUAUCAUCAAACUUUUCUUAUUAUUGAAACCCGACGAAGUGCAUGUUUUGCUUGUCAUUGGGUUGGAUCCACCACUGCGUCAAGGUCAAACCAAGUAUCCCUUCCUUGUGUUCCAGUUUGUACGUGAAGACGAAAUCGACGUUGAAUUAAAUCUGGAUGAAGCUACACUGGGCGAGAAAUACGAAAACAAGCUGCAAAAGCAUUAUGAUGCACCGACGUAUGAAGUGGUUAGCUCUGUUUUCCGAGCCUUAACAGGAAGAAAGGUGACGGUCCCUGGUGCUUACAGAAGUCAUCACGGUGCUCAUGCCCUGAAAUGCUCUAUGAAAGCCAACGAAGGUUAUCUAUAUCCUCUUGAAAAGAGCUUCUUGUUCAUCCCUAAACCACCCACUUUCAUUCCUUUCAACGAGAUCGGUGUCGUCACUUUCUCCCGUGUUGGUAGUACAUCGGGAGGCAGCUCCCGUACCUUUGAUAUGAAGUUCCAUAUGCGUGCCGGCAACGAUGUCCAGUUCUCCAGUAUCAAUCGAGAAGAAUAUGCAAACUUGGAAGAUUUCCUCAAGUCCAAGGGGGUUAAAGUCAAGAGUGAGGCCGCCGAGGAGACUAUCGUUACCUACACAGACUUGGAUGAUUUGGAAGACGAGGAAGAUGAAGAAUACGAUAGCAGUCGCAAGAAACGACGUACUGAAGCAGCUUCCGAUGAGGAGGAUGAAAGUCGUAAGUGUCUAACAGUAUGGUUCAACUCUAAAAUUUCUUGUCUCUGAUUAAACCCUUUGCUUGUUUUUAUAGCCGAUGAGGACUUUGCACCAGAUGAUAGCGGUAGUGAAGUAGCGGAAGAAUAUGAUUCUGAAGCCAAAUCAUCAUCCGGUGAAGAAGGUUCUGAUGAAGAAUAAUUUUCUCUUUCAAUCUUUAUAUUGUAUAUACACCCUUGACGUUAUUGUCUAAAAUGAAAAAUGGAAUAAUAGCUGAUUUUCUUUUUUCGUUGCAAUGUGCACGAAAUCAAAUUGGAAAUAUCUCCUUUUUUUUUAUUUCUGAAAUGGAUGACACUGUCCUUAUUAAAGUUGUAAUUUUCUACCA
This is a messenger RNA of Radiomyces spectabilis, 1880 nucleotides long. RefSeq lists its product as uncharacterized. Lineage: Eukaryota; Fungi; Mucoromycota; Mucoromycetes; Mucorales; Radiomycetaceae. The record is from RefSeq and is a predicted model, not a curated record. The coding region runs from base 26 to 1567 and encodes 513 amino acids. Gene Ontology annotation, cellular component: nucleus; FACT complex. Gene Ontology annotation, molecular function: DNA binding; nucleosome binding; histone binding. The transcript has 7 exons.